UCCCUCUGCCACUCGUGUCGAAUAGUGAAGCCGCAGAGGUCGAAACACUGCAGGUACUGUAACAGGUGUGUCGAGGUCAUGGACCACCACUGUUACUACGUUAACAACUGCGUCGGCUUGAAAAAUAGGUCGGUCGCUUGGUUUUUUUUUUACUAA
Molecule: messenger RNA, 156 nt
Organism: Helobdella robusta
Lineage: Eukaryota; Metazoa; Annelida; Clitellata; Rhynchobdellida; Glossiphoniidae
Exons: 1
Biological process (GO): peptidyl-L-cysteine S-palmitoylation; protein targeting to membrane
Cellular component (GO): endoplasmic reticulum; Golgi apparatus
Molecular function (GO): protein-cysteine S-palmitoyltransferase activity
Source: RefSeq, a predicted model, not a curated record